Molecule: messenger RNA, 1746 nt
Organism: Dibothriocephalus latus
Lineage: Eukaryota; Metazoa; Platyhelminthes; Cestoda; Diphyllobothriidea; Diphyllobothriidae
Source: the annotation of a GenBank genome assembly
AUGGCUUUAUGGAACAUAACCGAUAAGAGUCCAGAAGUUUGUUGUCGUCUUACUGUUUCGAACAUUCACCGCAUCCUAUUCGAAUUAAUUAACCGCCCUGAACUAAUGGCCCCUACAUGCUGGGUCUCUGCGAAGGCCAGAACGCUUGUUCACUGUUCCAUCGGAAUUCUCUAUAAUAUAAUAAAACAUUCCCCAUGUGUAAGGCGUGACUACCGGCAGUUUAAUGGAGUCAGUAUUCUUGUUGCUUUUACUGCGGACGCAACUAUCUGUAAAAAGACGCCCCAGAAUGAAGUACUCUCCUGCCGAACUGCCGCCUUGUUUCUGUUAGCUGCGAUUGUGGAUGAAAAAGAAAAUGCGAAAAUUCACGCAACGGAUACCCAUCUUGUUCACGCCCUUGCCAUGUUGAAGGAUGCAUUAGACUCUUCUCCGACUUAUUUUUCCUCUAGCCAUGGCUACCACGCCACUGAAAUUAUUCGAAGUUUGAACAAACUUGCAAGCCCAGACAGCAACAAACGAAUCCUAGUGAAGAAAAAAGCCUUUGAUCUGGCAAAGUAUGCUUUGCAGAUUGCCAAAGAUUUGAAGAAACGCCAGGAAGGCGAAAAGGUUGACUCUACAGAUAGUACUACUGAAAAAGCCUAUAGCUACGUAUCAUGUGACUCUCUGGCAGCAAUGACAAUUGAGCUAAUUUGGCAGCUCAGCUUUGUCGCUGAAAGCCGUGAGUACCUUUCACCGUCUUCGGAAUUGAAGCUUUUUUGUGAAAGCUUUGGUGACAAGUCGUGGUCCUCAGAAUGUCAAAAAUCCGUUCAAGGACUUCUAUGGAAUUUAAGUUCACAAACUGAAGGUAUACACUCAGCGGACCUCUCGGCUACAUUUGGCCAACCCAUCCGACGGCCAGAUGGCCAUAUAAUGAUAAGUUACCAGCACUCAACCCAGUCAACAAUGGUACGAUUGAAAGAGGAGCUUGUGAAACUUGGUUAUAAAGUUUGGAUCGAUGUUGAUCACAUGUCUCACGGAUCAUUUGUGGAUGAAAUGGCCGAGGGUGUUGAGGGUGCUUCUGCAUUAAUACUGGGUCUGUGUCAGGCUUUUAAGGAUUCGCCUCACUGUCGCCAGGAAAUGCGUUACGCCUAUGAGCAGAGAGUGCCUUUCUAUCCGAUUCUGUUGGAAGAGGACUACAAGCCUGAUGCUCCAUCACACAAAAGUUUUGACUCUUUUGACAACUCAACCCCUUCGGUGCCCAUGGAAUCUCGGAGCUUGUGCGAAAAUCCGACGCUCACUCUCAAUAAUACCAACCAUUCAUGCGUCUUCUUUGGUGGCCAAACACCCCACGCGUUUGAAAUGAUUGGCACCCACGUUAAAUCCCCCAACGGCAAUUGGCUGUUAAAGCCCACGGGAUCCACCUCAGCUACGGAGUCAAUCAGGAAUGCUUUCAUGGAGGCAGGUUCAAUGUACAAGUCGCCCAACAGUUCCAUCAUCAAGAUCGAUUCUCAGGAAGGCCUCCCACCCAGCUUCAUCCGCAACUGGUCUGCGGGGCAAGUGGCCAAGUGGCUCACAGAAUGCAACCUCUCCAAGUUCACUGAGGCCCUCGACGGCUUGGACGGCUGUUUGCUGUGGGAGCUAGCUCGCCAGAGGAUUGUCGCACCAGAGAGUUUUUGUGCCCAACUGCGUUCGGACCUCGGCAUGACCCUUAUUGAGCGUCUGCGCUUCAGUCAUGCCCUUUCCCAGCUUUCGGAUUUGCAUGAAGAUUAA